Salmo salar (Atlantic salmon) is the source of this 1717-nucleotide messenger RNA. RefSeq lists its product as uncharacterized. NCBI's taxonomy places the organism in Eukaryota, Metazoa, Chordata, Actinopteri, Salmoniformes, Salmonidae. The record is from RefSeq and is a predicted model, not a curated record.
CUAUAUUUCACUCAAAAGUCGAAUAUGGUAUAGAAAAAAAAGUGAAUGUGUGCAAGUUUGUGUACAAGGCAGUGAACUGGAGAGAUAGGGCAAAAUGACUACAGGCGCGGGUACGCCUACACUGCCCAGGUGAGGAAAAGUGCAGGGCUGAGGGCACUCAUUUCUGUGACAGUGCGCACGUCCCGCGCUUUUACGCACGGUCUCUUUGCAGUAAUGCAUAAACGUUGUUAUGGUGUUAUGACACUAGCUUACUCGAUAUUUUAUAAUCAAUUAAAAAUAAGAAGUUAAACUUGUUUACAUUUUGUUUCACGGCUAGAGCUUAUGGUAAAGCGAAUUAGAAUUCCAUUCCGAUUCGAAACAAUGUGUAAUGACGUAUUCCAUCUCUAUGCGACCGAGAGGGUCACAAUACCGACGCUUCACAUGGAACUCCAGAACCCAAGAGAUAUGUUCAGAACUCUCAAAAAUCUUCAGUUCUUGAUCGACAAACAACGAGAGAGACAACAUUAUUAUGGCGAGCUUUUCAUUCAUCUUCCCUGAAGACAGACGUUGUUCCAUUAAGGACAACGAAGUCAAUUCAGGGUGGAUCUCAACGGUAACCAAACUCAACACCCGAGGCGGUCCAGAGUCAAAGAGUCAGAACAUCCGUCUGAGCUUUGCAGAGGAACUUGGUGACAAGUACCACUACGCAAAUGCCAUCGACAGCUCUCUGCUCUGGACUGUUGGGUACACCCCCUACAUUCCCCCAGCUCUGAAAGGAAGAAGCUUCCCCUCUGUCGAGAGCUUCUUCCUGGAUGAGUGGGAGCCACUGACACUCGUGCAGACUCCUCAGGUUCUGUCCACCAGUGUUUCCAUCGAGGAAGACAACCUGAUCCAGUCUGCUGCAGGCCUAGUGUCUCAGGUUCUGUCCACCAGUGUUGCCAUCGUGGAGAAUGACUUGAUCCAGUCUGCUGCAGGCCUAGUGUCUCAGGUUCUGUCCACCAGUGUUGCCAUCGUGGAGAUAGACCUGAUCCAGUCUGCUGCAGGUCUAGUGUCUCAGGUUCUGUCCAGCAGUGACGCUAGAGUGAAGGAUCGUGAUGAUUCCACACUGAGAGACUCCAACCAACCUGAGGUCCAAGUGGCUGAUGUCUCAACCAAGAGAAGUAGACUAGUCAUCACUAUUUCUAUGUUUUCAACUGAGAGUUGCAAUGCUUCGGUCCAUGAAGUUGAUGCUAUUGCUACCAGCCUGGAGCACUCUGCUGAGAAAAUGUCUACCUCUAUCGCUGAUGGCCACAUUGUUUCAUCCACUGCUGUUGCCAAUCAGAAGAAAACAAGGGGUGGAUUCAUCUCAGCUCUACAGAGAUUGUUUACAAGAAAGAACAGGAAGCCAGCUAAAGUGGCUUCCAAGAAGGAGCACAUUCACUUGGUUGACCACCUCAAUGUUGAAGUCACCCACUGAGGACACUCACUCACUGCUGAAAGCAUCCAGAAUGAUGCUUCUGUUUCUCCUCAACGCCACCUACACCCCUGCCCCUCUCCCCCACACCAAACCCUACCAGGGUUGGGAUGAAUUCCAGAUCAAUUGAGUCAAUUCAGGAAGUAAAUUGAAAUUCCAAUUCCAAUUGUUUCUCAUAGGAGGCAAUGAGGUAAAUUUGAAUUGCUAUUGGAAUUUCAGUUUACUUACUGAAUUGACUGAAUUGAAAAUGAAUUGACCCCAACCCUGAUCCCUAAGCCCCCACCC